GUGGGCGGCCAUUUUAGGUGCGUACUCUCAAGGGCUGUGGCGGGAUUGGUUCCGCGUGUGGUCUCGUCGGCUGUUCCCAACCUACCGGGGCCGGGUCUGGAGCCCUUCCCCUCGGGGCGGGACCUCCUAGCGGCCGGCUUCAGGUGAAGGGUACCCCCGCUGAAGGAAUAUUUAAAUUCUGGAGAUAGCAACUCGGUAUCAUGGCCGGCAGCCCUAAUGAAGAUGCAGAAGGAAGCAGAAUCACCUAUGUGAAAGGAGACCUUUUUGCAUGCCCCAAAACAGACUCUCUAGCCCACUGUAUCAGUGAGGAUUGUCGGAUGGGUGCUGGCAUAGCUGUUCUCUUCAAGAAGAAAUUUGGAGGGGUGCAGGAACUGUUAAAUCAACAAAAGAAAUCUGGAGAAGUGGCUGUUCUGAAGAGAGAUGGGCGAUACAUAUAUUACUUGAUUACAAAGAAAAGGGCUUCACACAAGCCAACUUACGAAAACUUACAGAAGAGUUUAGAGGCCAUGAAGUCCCAUUGUCUGAAGAAUGGAGUGACAGACCUCUCCAUGCCCAGGAUUGGGUGUGGUCUUGAUCGUCUGCAAUGGGAAAACGUAUCCACAAUAAUUGAGGAGGUGUUUGAGGGAACAGACAUCAGAAUUACUGUGUACACACUCUGAACAGAUGAGCAUUUUGGAUGUGUCCAUGUUUUCCGGUGUCAUUCCUACUGGGCCAUAGGACUGGGCAAACUGACUUUAAAAAUGAUCAGAGGGAAGUUUCAUGUGAAAUUUUCUGUGUCAACAGGCCAUGCUUGGGUCUCUGUAUUCCCAUGAUUGGGCUGGGACUCUGAAGGAGAGAUUGCUUGGGAAAUGAUGCUGUGAUUUUUUAAUUUUUUUUUUCAGGAAGGUAGGUUAUAGCCUGAUAAUAUUAGGCAGGGAACCAGGUGUUGGGCCCUAUGAUCCUUUUUUGCCCCAGGAUGCUACCAAAUUUGUUUGGCUUGCCACUAGGUGGCAGCAUUGAUUCUACUUCUCUGAUGUUUAAGAGAAAUUUUAGGAAGAAUGAACAAUUCAGUUAAUUUUGCAUCUUUUGUAAUUUGUGCAUUUACUUUGUAUUAUCCUUAUGUCCUCAAAUUCAUCCUAGGAAAGAAUUUUGAGGUGUGUUUCUUUAGUUAUUUAAAUUACAAAAAUGGGUUUUUACAUUGUUAACAAAGAAUUUGUGGGGGAAAGUGGGAAAAUAAAUAUCUUAGGCUACAGUGA
Messenger RNA from Pipistrellus kuhlii (Kuhl's pipistrelle), 1235 nucleotides. It is a transcript of the gene OARD1, whose product is annotated as O-acyl-ADP-ribose deacylase 1. NCBI's taxonomy places the organism in Eukaryota, Metazoa, Chordata, Mammalia, Chiroptera, Vespertilionidae. The record is from RefSeq and is a predicted model, not a curated record. Gene Ontology annotation, biological process: peptidyl-glutamate ADP-deribosylation. The transcript has 6 exons. Bases 201 to 659 code for a protein of 152 amino acids.